AUGGCACGACCCGGCGGCGAAGGACCCACUGAUCGGCCUGAUGAGAGUGAGUCUCUCGAGACACCACAUGCACGCUCCUUAGAAUCCAGGCGACGCAGCUCACUGGUUUUCCCUGGGGAUGAAACACAUGCCGAUAAGCAGAUCGACUCCCCCGAGGAUUUCGUCGAAUGGAUUAAAGACAACGCAGAAUUCACCUUCACGCUCAUGAUACACAGGCAAGAGAAGUGGGAACAGAGGGAGCAGGAAAUCAAAGAGAUGGAAAACGCCCAUAAGGAGGAGGUGUUCAACUUAAACGAACGGAUUAUGCGUUUAACGCAACAAAUCCCCCGCGAAAAUGAGGAUGGAGAUUCGCGUAUGGAGGCAGAGUAUGCCCAGAUGCGGGAUGAGUUAGACCAGGCUCAGAAGGAGAAAGAAAGUCUGCUGGCGGUGGUCAAGAUGAUGGGAGGAGGCGCACCUACCGUGAAAGGAAACCAUCAGUCCCCUGCACAGAAGAGGUCCGCCAAAAUGCCAGAUCCUCCGGUGCUUAGUGACGGAAAGGGUGUGAAGUUCAAACCAUGGAGGGCAGAAAUGCAGCGGAAGCUGCUCUUGAAUGAUGAUCAUUACCCCACAACGGCACAUCAGUUAGCAUAUGUCAGCAGUCGAUGCGAGGGAAAAGCGUAUGGUCAUAUUAGUCCUCGAAUGGAGGACAACUCGACAACUCCCUACCAGACAAUCAAGGACGUCUUCGAUCAUCUGGAAAGCGUCUUUUAUGAUCCCAACCAAAAGCAGGUGGCUCGGGAUGAGUACCUGGACCUCAAAAUGGAUGCGAAACAAGACUUCAUUGAUUUCCUGGCGGACUUCACCCGCCUAGCGGAAGAAUCCGAACAACCGAUGGACCUCAGGAAGAAGGAUUUGUAUCGGAAAUUGCCAUCUCUCUUACAAACUCAAGUUAUGAUCCACUCGGGAGAUAAGUCAGUCUCCCUCGAGCAGUUCAUUCACAAAUGCCAGAUUGCUUCCCGCUUGAUCGCUCAGCAAGUCGCCGCCCGGAAUGCCACUCGAAAUACAAACCGCAACAACAAUAGCGGCACUGCCGGCCGUGGUGAAGCAUCGCGUUCGACUUCCACCAACAAUGAGAUUACCCGCUUGACCGACGCCGAAAAGGCAACACUUAUGAAGGAAAGGAAGUGUUUCAUUUGCAGGGAACAGGGCCACGUCUCUUAUAACUGCCCCAAGAAGACAAACAAAAACGAAAGGACCGCCGUCGCCUCCGCCACCGUGACGGGUGCCAAGGCCAAAACCAAGACGAAAGACGAGAUCGAAGAAGCAGAGACCGACGCCGAUUCGGGAAACGAGUAG
Molecule: messenger RNA, 1335 nt
Organism: Penicillium bovifimosum
Lineage: Eukaryota; Fungi; Ascomycota; Eurotiomycetes; Eurotiales; Aspergillaceae
Exons: 1
Coding region: 1-1335 (444 amino acids)
Molecular function (GO): nucleic acid binding; zinc ion binding
Source: RefSeq, a predicted model, not a curated record